Dreissena polymorpha is the source of this 3931-nucleotide messenger RNA. RefSeq names its product sushi domain-containing protein 2-like. Gene Ontology annotation, biological process: cell-matrix adhesion. The transcript is spliced from 22 exons. Bases 110 to 3250 code for a protein of 1046 amino acids. NCBI's taxonomy places the organism in Eukaryota, Metazoa, Mollusca, Bivalvia, Myida, Dreissenidae. The record is from RefSeq and is a predicted model, not a curated record.
UCUCAACGUUACUGAUAAGGUCAUGAUAUCAGAAAUAAUGUCCACAUGUGGAAGUUAAUCAAACAAACUGUAGGCGUUAUCAUUUGAAAAUAUAGUUGCUUCAUUUAAAAUGGCGGUCUUCGCGGAACAUGGAUUUAUAUUUUGCAUUUUUAUUUUUGUUUCAUUUCGAUGUGUGACAACUGAAUCCCCACUGUAUCCUUAUACAUCAACUCAACAUGCCAUCCUUCCAACAGAAGGCAGUUACCACCUCAUCAGUACCUCCAUCCCAGUUGUUUAUGAAGAAAGAUCGUUUACAUCGUUUGUGAUAAGUACGAAUGGAUUGGUUGCCUUCACGAAUGACACCAGUAAAGCAGAGUUCAAUAAUGUGAACUGGAGCAAGGAUGAUGUAUCUCCUUUCUUAGACGUACCCUUCAUAGCUCCUUACUACCACGAUGGAGAAAGAAUAGGUGUUCAUAAGGAGUACAAAGGCAGUGUGGAGUAUGAACAACUUGACAACAGAACCUUGCGUGACCUUGGGAAAUACUGCAGCUCCCAAGUUGUAGGGGCCAGUUAUUUCAUUCCAACUUGGGGGUUGGUCAUAACAUGGAGAAAUGUCACAUAUAGAAAUGUACUCACUUGUGCAGCAAGUUCUUGUCCGAGUAACACCUUCCAGUUGGUUUUGAUAACUGAUGGCAACGAUUCCUUUGCAAUUUUCAACUAUGAGAAGAUGGACAUGUUUCCUUGCGAAUUUUGUCAGGCCGGUUUUAAUGGUGGCAACAAGAUUGGCUGGACUGACAUAAUUUCUCGUAAAACAGACCUCCAAAAUCUUAAGACCCAACAGAGCAGUGACACUGUAGGAAGAUACGUAUUCAAGAUAUCUCCAGGACGUGUUGUCAGAGCAGGAUGCUCUACGGAUUCUUUUUCAGAUCAUCUUAGUAUUUACCCAACUUUUGCGGGAAUGUUUGGAGGUAAAAUGAUUGAUGUUUCCGGUCCCUGCUUCGAAAAAAGUCAUCGUUACAAAUGCAGAUUUGGACAGGGUACAGAUGAGAGUGAUGCCACGUACAUCAGCCCUAACCGUGUACGCUGCAUGGUGCCACGUCUCAUGGUCAGAGACAGCAUCACCGUCUCUCUCAUUGACAAUGGCAAAACAUACUCUACAGAUUUCUUCAUUGUGUUUCCCGGAAGAUUGUCUGGGGGAGAGCAUGUGAAUACUGUGUCUAGUAAGGAUAACAUGGCCUGGUACGAUAGCGACCCCUCACAGUUAACCUUGACCUGGAAUCCAAAGUUGCUUAGCAAUAAUUCUAAUGACCGUGUGGAAAUAAACCUGAUUGGCUAUAAGGAAGAUAAUGAAAGGGGCUCGUACAAGCAUUUAACGAGUCUGGGUACCAACAUCUUCGCCUCAGCGGGCACCUUCACCGUGGACCCGAGACAGCACCAGUGCUCGGGGACCGACUGCCAGUAUGAGAUUGGACUGCUGGAGGUCAGACUGACGGGCAACGCCAACCCAAUGAAAUACAUGUAUCUGUCGAGUGGAGUGAUACCCCUUGCAUGGUACGUUCAGACAUCAAUGCUUGAACAGUAUGGCACCACCUGGCCUACUGACAUGUGUGUCAAGUGGUACGACCAGGACAAACAGGACAUGAGCUGGCUGGAUGACUUGCUGCACUGCCCUUGCUCGCUGACUCAGGCUGUCUCGGAUUUCGGCCGAUGGCAGCCAGACGGUGGGUGCAACCUUCAGAAUGCACAGAAUCCAAACAACUGUUUCUACCACACUACAGCAGUCCACUGUGUGAGAGCUGUGCAGCCUGUUCACGGAGCUGGCAACCAGUGCUGUUACAGCAGUACAGGACUUCUGAUCUACGCAGAGGACACGUUCCAGGGCAGUACGCCGGAUAAAGGGCACGAUUGGGGGGCAGCUCCCUAUGGGAAAAAGUUUUAUGUUCCCAGCCUUUCACACUGGCUGGAAGAUGUGGUAACAUUCUACUAUUGCUGCCUAUGGACUGGGUACAACUCAUGUGAUUACUACAUGGAUCAGAGGCCUACAAAGAACUGUGCUGGCUACAAUCCACCAAUACCUGUCAGUGUUUAUGGUCAAGGUCAUGUGAUGACAUUUAGUGGGGUAUCCAGGCGUAUGUAUGGACCAGGUGAUUAUGUUCUCUUCAGGAGUGGAAACACAGAAAUCCAGGGGCGCUUUAAUAGGAAUCCGUACCAAACAGAAAAGCCAGACAGUCAUACUAUUUUGGACACGGUGACUCUCGUGGGGGUUGCUGUCCAGGACAAAGGGACGUCAGACCGCGUGGAGAUUCAGCUACGAGGUCCUGACUAUGACCGCAGCACUCAGCAUCUUAACGUGCGAGUCAACGGACAGUACAAAGCGUUUGAUGAGAAAUCACUGUUCUGGCAAGAUUAUAAGGGCGUGGCCAUAGUGAACACAGAUGAGCGCAAUGAGCAGUCCAACUUCACUGUGCUGCUCUCCAAUGGUAUUGGCUUCCAGAUUGCAGAGACUGCCAACACUCUUCAGAUGGACCUCAUGGUGCCCAGAGCAUUUAAUAAUGUCUCGGGUCUGUUUGGGACUCUUUCUGGACACAUGCUCUUGCCAAAUGGAACAGAAAUGAACAUGAUGUAUAAUCACCGUGCAUCAGAUGAGUACAACAAAUUCCAGCUUGCAUGGGCUGUGCAGGACAAUGGUAGCCUGUUCCAGACCCUCUUGCCUGCCAACCACUCCCUGCUGGGACCAGUCAAUGUUGAGCCAGCCCCUCUGAAAGAUGACACUCCAAACUUCUGCAAACAGAACCAGGAGUGCAUAUAUGACUACAGGCACACUGGAUCCGAGGCUAUAGCCAGGAGCAGCAUUCAAGCAGCAGAACGAUAUGCUGCCCUGCACAACAACUUGCAACCAGUGAGGUCAUGUGGCAUACUUGACGUGCCUCGGUCCAAGAAGACAAACUAUGAUUACAAGCUGGGAACCACGACAGAGAUAAUCGACUGCAGAGUUGGUAAGCUGCAGGGAACGGCUAUUUACACAUGUGUAGAAACCUCCAAUGAGACCCAGGCAUGGUCCCCAGCUGUAGAUGCGGUCUGUCACGUUGAUGAUGCUGAAGACGCUGGCGUUGGCCUGAUUGUUGGCGUGGUAGUUGCGGUGGUUGUCGUGGUUGCAAUAGCCGUCAUAGUGGCCUGUCUGGCAGUGCGCAAGAGGAGACAGCAAAAGUGGAAGCGGUCAGGGGAAGCACAUUAUGUCGAAGAAAGUCAAACCAUGAAAUCCUCUGUGUAGAAUUUGAAGAAAUACCAAAGCCCAGGAAAUCAAUAGAGGAGCCUGGUUACAGCACAGCAACAAAACAUGAUGGGGAAGAUACUAUUUAGCAAUUAAAAUAAGUGCAUCAUCACAUGUUAUUAUUGAUUGUAAUUAUGAUUGUUACAUUUUGAUUAUUAUUAUGAUUGUUUAAAAGGUAAAUGUAUUAUGAAACCCAAUUAUUAUUAUGAUUGUUUAAAAGGUAAAUGUAUUAUGAAACCCUCAAAAUUGGCAGCGAUAAUUAUUUUCAUGUUCCUAGGUUUUCUGACAUCUUUAUCAAAAUAGAAACUUUGUUUUUACAUACAAUUACAAAUAAAUAGAUAACUGUUUUUCACAGCCUGUUGAUAAGUUGACUUGCCUAUCAUGUUUACAUUGGUUUCCAUUGUUGUAAGCAUUUUACUUUUUAAGUAUGUACUGUAUGUGAACAAUUUUAUAUACAUGUAUAUAAUUAAAUGUCAUAGUCAAUUCAGUUAUGGAUGGCCAACAUGCCCUACUUGUUAUAGUUUUUGUAAUGGUCUUUAUUUGCAUAUGAAUGGUUGUGUUUCAUUUUGUAAGUUUUAUGAUGUACUUUUUACUCUGAAAAAUGAUGAUCUAGAGUGUAUGUUUGUGUAUCAGUAGUUUAUAUUGCUUUUUUGUACCUUCCUUAAAUAAAUCUAGAAUAAA